Arabidopsis lyrata subsp. lyrata is the source of this 1045-nucleotide messenger RNA. RefSeq names its product 40S ribosomal protein S3a-1. Gene Ontology annotation, molecular function: structural constituent of ribosome. Gene Ontology annotation, cellular component: ribosome; cytosol. NCBI's taxonomy places the organism in Eukaryota, Viridiplantae, Streptophyta, Magnoliopsida, Brassicales, Brassicaceae. Bases 73 to 861 code for a protein of 262 amino acids. The transcript has 7 exons. Gene Ontology annotation, biological process: translation. The record is from RefSeq and is a predicted model, not a curated record.
AAUUGAAGAGGCGCCGUAGAAGCAUUUUAGGUUAAAUCUUGUUCUUGUUGAUUCUUCUCUGUUUCCUCAGCCAUGGCCGUCGGGAAAAACAAGAGAAUCUCUAAGGGUAGGAAGGGGGGAAAGAAGAAGGCUGUUGAUCCUUUCUCCAAGAAGGACUGGUAUGAUGUCAAGGCUCCUUCAAACUUCACCAAACGGAAUGUUGGAAAGACACUUGUUUCCAGGACUCAGGGUACCAAAAUUGCCUCUGAAGGUUUGAAACACAGAGUUUUUGAGGUCUCUCUAGCUGAUCUUCAAGUUGAUGAAGAUAAUGCUUACAGGAAGAUCCGUCUCAGAGCUGAAGAUGUCCAGGGCAGGAACGUUUUGUGCCAAUUCUGGGGCAUGGACUUCACAACCGACAAACUUAGGUCAUUGGUUAAAAAGUGGCAGACUUUGAUUGAGGCUCAUGUUGAUGUCAAAACCACUGACAACUACACUCUCAGGCUAUUCUGCAUCGCCUUCACCAAGAGACGUGCUAACCAGGUCAAGAGGACUUGCUACGCUCAAUCCAGCCAAAUCCGUCAGAUCCGCAGGAAGAUGAGGGAUAUCAUGAUUAAGGAAGCUUCCUCAUGUGACCUUAAGGAUCUUGUUGCUAAGUUCAUUCCUGAAGCUAUUGGCCGGGAGAUUGAGAAGGCAACUCAGGGCAUCUACCCACUUCAGAACGUUUUCAUCCGUAAAGUCAAGAUCCUCAAGGCACCCAAAUUCGACCUUGGCAAGCUCAUGGAUGUUCACGGAGACUACACAGCAGAAGAUGUUGGUGUUAAGGUAGACAGGCCCGCUGAUGAGAUGGCCGUUGAGGAGCCUACUGAAAUCAUCGGAGCUUAAGAAUGGUUUCUGAGAAAAUGUUAAAAUUGAGAGAUCUCUUUUUUCUCAUAAACUUUAGCUUUUAAAAUGCUUUGUGUCGUUUCACACUCUUUUGUUCCCUCAGUUUAAUUUUGCUGUAUUGAUGACUUUUCUCAGUUUAAACUUGCGAGUUUUUGAUAAUUUAUGGAACACCUUUUUCUCUGAA